GCAGUCACAUGAUCCGAAGAUGGAGGUUGCCGGGGUGAGGUGGUGUGAGGGCUGCUGCCUUUAAGCGCAGGACAGAGCUGUCGUGGCCCGGAGUGAAUCCCAAGAGGCAGGAGAAUGCAGAAAAUAAAGUCUCUUAUGUACCGUCAGGGCCUGAGAAGCCCCCAAGAAAGUGUGCCAGAGAUUAAAUCCCCUGUUGAAAAUUUUCGAAUCCCCAGCAAGGAAGAACUGAGGGAGUUGAGAGAAAAUCCCAGUGACCCUCAAGCAGAGCAAGAAAUUAUUAACAGUAUUGAGGAAAUCUAUUUCAGCAAUGAUUCAUUUGAUGUUGUGGAGCAUGAACUGGAGAAACUCCCAUCUGCUCUCAAUCUUCAAGAUCUAGAAGAGUACAGAGAUAAACUGAAACAGCAGCAAGCUGUUGUGUCAAAGAAGGUAGCAGAUUUAAUCCUUGAGAAGCAAGCUGCAUAUGUGAAGGAGCUUGAAAGAGUUACGUCACUACAAACUAAUCUUCAAUUGGCAGCUGUGAUAUGUACAAAUGCCAGAAGGCAGUUAAAUAUUGCAAAGGAAGGAUUCACACAAGCUAGCCUGGGGCUACUUGCUAAUCAAAGAAAAAGACAGCUGCUGAUUGGACUACUGAAGUCUUUGCGCACAAUUAAAACACUGCAAAGAACUGAUGUACGCUUAAGUGAGAUGUUGGAGGAAGAAGAUUAUCCUGGUGCAAUACAGCUCUGUUUGGAAUGUCAGAAAGCAGCUAGUACAUUUAAACACUACAGUUGCAUAAGUGAGCUGAAUUCAAAAUUACAGGAUACAUUGGAACAAAUUGAGGAACAAUUAGAUGUAGCACUGUCAAAAACCUGCAAGCACUUUGAAGUUGGUCAUUAUACCAAGGUCCAACUUGCAUACAGACUACUGGGAAAAACACAGACUGCAAUGGAUCAAUUACACAUGCACUUCACUCAAGCAAUUCACAACACAGUGUUCCAGGUUGUCCUUGGGUAUGUGGAGUUGUGUGCGGGGAAUUCUGACACCAAGUUUCAGAAACUCCAAUAUAAAGACCUUUGUACGCAUAUUACUCCAGACAGCUACAUUCCCUGUCUCUCUGAUCUUUGUAAAGCCCUGUGGGAAGUCAUGCUGAGUUACUAUCGGACCAUGUCAUGGCAUGAGGCACAUGACAAUGAAGAGUCUGCUCCAGCUUCUGAUGGCCAUGGUGAGCUUACAACUGAUGAUCCUAACUUUAAUCGAAGCUAUGUUAAAAAGAAAUUAGAACAUGGUCUUUCGCGCAUUUGGCAGGAUGUUCAGUUGAAAGCAAAGACAUACUUGCUUGGAACAGAUUUAUCCAACUUCAAGUAUGAUGAUUUUAUAUUUGUACUGGACAUUAUUAGCAGGUUGAUGCAAGUUGGUGAAGAAUUUUGUGGCAGUAAAUCAGAAGUGUUGCAAGAGUCUAUUCGGAAACAAAGUGUGAAUUAUUUUAAAAGUUAUCACAGAAUACGCCUUGAAGAACUGCGUAUGUUUUUAGAAAAUGAAACUUGGGAAUUGUGUCCUGUUAAGUCUAACUUCAGUAUUUUGCAAUUGCACGAGUUUAAAUUUAUGCGGCAGUCGCGUUCUCCUUCAGUGUCGCCUAGCAAGCAGUAUUCUAUGUCGUCAUCUGCAGCGGCAGCAGGGUCUCUAUUUGACCAAUACCAAAAUGGUGGAAAUCCAUUUGAACAGCAGACUGACAGCAAAGAUGAUGAAACAGAAGAUGUUCUUGCUGCUAAUGGGUAUGAAUCUGAUGAGUUGGAGAAGAGUGUUUACCAAGAUGACGACAGUGAUAGUGAUGUUCCAGAAGAGCUUAAAAGGGACUAUGUGGAUGAGCAAACUGGAGAUGUUCCUCUGAAAAGUGUUUCCAAAGAAACUUUGAAAAGUAGAAAGAAGUCGGACUGCUAUCUGAACAAGGGCAAUACACUCAUUUUAACAAACACUACCUUGAAUGUAAUAAGACUUGUUGGAAAAUACAUGCAGAUGAUGAGCAUAUUGAAGCCAAUUGCUUUUGAUGUUAUCCACUGUAUGUCACAACUAUUCGAUUAUUACCUGUAUGCAGUGUAUACUUUCUUUGGGCGGGAAGACAUGUAUGAAUCUACGGGACUAGGACUAAUCAGCAGCAGACUGCGAACCACACUGAGUAGAAUUCAAGAAAGCCUUAUUGAUCUGGAGGCACCAUCUGAAACUUCUGGCUCCUUGAUAGCUACGGAGGAGAGAAAAGAAAAGGUUCCAAGCCCACACCUCAGUCACCUUGUCGUUUUAAAUUCUACUGAAACAUUAUAUGGUCUUGCAGAAAGGGUGGUGGCUACAGAAUCUUUGGUGUUUCUGGCUGAUCAAUUUGAUUGUUUGCAACCUCAUCUUGAUGCCAUGAUGCCUUCAGCCAAGAAGCCUUUUUUGCAGCAGUUUUAUUCACAGACUGUUUCAACUGCCAGUGAGCUGCGCAAACCAAUUUACUGGAUUGUGGCUGCUAAAGCGAUCGAUUAUGAACAGAUGUUGCACCUUAUGGCUAGUGUGAAAUGGGAUAUUAAAGAAAUUAUGUCACAACACAAUGUGUACAUUGAUACUCUUCUCAAGGAGUUUGAACAUUUCCAUAAAAAGUUGUCUGAAGUUUCCAAAAGGGUGCGUAUACCAUUCCAAGUGUCCAAUGUCCUUUGGGAGCAUUGUAUCCGGCUGGCAAACAGAACUAUAGUGGAAGGUUAUGCUAAUGUGAAGAAAUGCAGUAAUGAGGGACGGGCCUUGAUGCAGUUGGAUUUCCAGCAGUUUUUAAUGAAGCUAGAGAAACUAACUGACAUCAGACCAAUUCCUGAUAAGGAGUUUGUGGAAACCUACAUUAAAGCCUAUUAUCUGACUGAAAAUGAUAUGGAGAGGUGGAUCAAAGAACACAGGGAAUAUUCAACGAAGCAGUUAACCAACCUUGUGAAUGUAUGUCUGGGCUCCCACAUCAAUAAAAAAGCACGGCAGAAGCUGAUAGCAGCCAUCGACGAACCAGAUAGGCUUAAGAGAUAGCCUUUAUCAAUGUUUGUGCAUUGUUGUUGUCCUGGAUGGCAAAGGGAUAAGUAUUUCCACUCCAAAAUAAUACAUCAUGGCUCUCUUCUGUUACACGCAUUUAUGAUGCAUGUUACAUGUUUUCUGAUCAAAAAAAAACUGAACUGGAAAAUGCUGUUCUAGUGACAAAUGUAUGUUAUUGUUCAGCUUUUGUUCCGGUCUUGGUAAGUCAACACAUUAUUCCCAGUAAUGCUGUCUUUAGAGCCUAUAUGAAAGCUAUUUUCAAUGUUAUGGUUAUUAUUUGGUGGGGGAACCUUAAAUUUUUAUCUAUUAGAAUAUGGGAUGUAAUGAUUAUAUAUUGUAACACAAUGAAACUGUAUAUUAAUUAGUGUUAAGGUAUGAACUACUGAAACUGAUUUUGCAACUACUUUUCUGUAUGUAAAGGGUAAAUAUGGAUAACUGAAGGAUGUUUAUGCUUCAUGUAGAGCUACAGCAAGUAAAGUAACAAAAUACAAUCUGUAUAUUCUCAUCAAUUUGUUCCGGUUCUAAAAUUUAAAAAAAAUAAUUUGUUUCUUGUUGAAAUGGAAUUGAUCAUGGUUUGGUAACCGAAUAAACAAUCUAAAAUUAG
Pristis pectinata (smalltooth sawfish) is the source of this 3625-nucleotide messenger RNA. It is a transcript of the gene vps50, whose product is annotated as VPS50 EARP/GARPII complex subunit. Gene Ontology annotation, cellular component: EARP complex. NCBI's taxonomy places the organism in Eukaryota, Metazoa, Chordata, Chondrichthyes, Rhinopristiformes, Pristidae. The record is from RefSeq and is a predicted model, not a curated record. Gene Ontology annotation, biological process: endocytic recycling; retrograde transport, endosome to Golgi. Gene Ontology annotation, molecular function: SNARE binding. The transcript is spliced from 28 exons. The coding region runs from base 115 to 3018 and encodes 967 amino acids.